AAAAAAGAGAGAACAUUGGUUUCUAUGAGGUUAUAUCUACAUAUAUAUCCAUAUAUAUAUGAAUGUCUCCUCAUUUCAUAUGACAACUUGAAUAUCUUUUUUUGUUGGCAAAUUUCAUUCAUAAUGAUUAUAAACUUUCUUAUUAUUAUUAUAUCAUCAUUCUUGAUUUUAUCUUUCAAUUGUGAAUUAUAUAAUCAAUCCUGGGAUAAUAAUAAUAAUAAUAAUACUAUCGAUUAUUAUUUAUUAUGGUUGACAUGGCAACUACGUUAUAAUCAGUAUUAUCAAAAAACUAAUGAAUUAAAAAAUUUUUAUUAUUGGCAAUUAAAUGUACAAAAAAUAUUAUUACAUAAUUUAUAUUAUGAUUUAGGGAUAAAAACUUAUCGGAAAUCAAUAAAUCAAUAUACAGCAAUAAAUUGGAAUGAAUUUUAUAAUCAAAAAAUUAAAAAAAAUAAUCAAUAUUUCAAAAAUAUAAAAAAAAUGAAUAAAUUACGUAAUAAUAAUAAUAAUAAUGAUAAUAAUAAUAAUUUACCAGAUUAUGUUGAUUGGAGAAACAAUGAUACAGUAACACCAGUGAAGACACAAGAAGACUGUGCAUCUUCAUGGGCGAUUGCCUCAAUCGAAGCGCUGGAAGGGCAAGUCAAAAUCAAGACAGGAACUCUUACUCCAUUAUCUUCGCAACAAUUGGUAGACUGUGCUGGAGAUCAUGAGUGUGUGGAGAAUCCAGUAUCCGUAGCAUUUGAUUUUAUAAAACAGAAUGGUGUAGAAUCUCAACAAGAUUAUCCUUUUACUGGAAAAGUUGGAAAUUGUACAUAUGAUUCAUCAAAGAAAGUAACAACUAUAUCCUCAUACAUACAAGUGGAUGAUAAUGAGAAAGAGCUUCAAAAAGCUGUAUAUAACAUUGGCCCUAUAGCAGUAAGAAUUGCUAUGACUCAGGAGUUUCUCACUUACGGGAGUGGAGUUUUAUUAAUCGAUGAUUGUCAAAAUGAAGAACCAUUCGAAUCAGUUUUAGUUGUAGGUUAUGGUAUAGAAAAUGAUAUUCCAUAUUGGUUAGUUAAAUUCAAUUUGGGUGAAGAAUUCGGUGAUCAUGGUUAUAUCAAAUUAGCUAGAAAUUAUAAAAAUAUGUGUCAUAUUGCUAAUUUUGCAUAUUAUCCUGUUAUAUAA
Messenger RNA from Schistosoma rodhaini, 1161 nucleotides. The record is from the annotation of a GenBank genome assembly. NCBI's taxonomy places the organism in Eukaryota, Metazoa, Platyhelminthes, Trematoda, Strigeidida, Schistosomatidae.